AUAACUGUCAAUUGCAAUUGUUUUUUUUUAACCGAAUUGAACAAAAAAAGUAGAAUGAUGCUUUGUGCUGGAAAUAAACGUUAAAAAUCGGAAGUAAAAUUUGGGGCCCACAGAUAUCGACCCACACACAAAACCGAAGCCGAAAGAAAAGACAAACAAAGGGAGCGGAAACCCAGGGGAAUCCCAGUUGUUUAUGUGACCCACAAGGCGAGGACGCCAUCGCCAUGGAGGACUACGAUGCGGAGGAUUACGACCUUAACUUCGUGCAACUGAGUCGCCAGCAGGUGCUCCAGAGGUAUUCGGGUGCAGUGCGUCAGCUGCGCCGUUUGGCCGAUCAGCGAUAUGCGGUACGAUCCCUCAGCUUUGACAACUAUGUGCUGUUCCAGUAUUUCCGGCAGCGGGAUUGGCAUACGGGCGUCACGCCCACCAUGCCACGCCCCCUGAUGGCGUACCUCAAGCUGGAGGUACUACACCAUCUCCUUGAUCGUCGACGGCAGAUUCUGUGCUGGCUUUUUUACCUGACGCUCGUGUCGCUGUGCGUGGCCGCCUAUCGCUACGAAACGACCAGCUCCACCGGCGGCCAUCAGCAGCGGGUGGUCCAGGCGAUGAUCUACCCGGGGAUGCGCAUGUGGCGACGGAUGACCAUGCCUCUGAUCCAACGAUUCCCACAGCUCACGGAGCUCUACGAUGAGUCUUGCCUGAUGGGCAAUCCCUUCUUUCAGCUGGAGGAUCUCAGCUGCGGGCCGUGUGCCGAUGUUGAGAGCGUGUGGCUGGAGAGCGAGGAGUGCGGCGCUGGUGACCAGUCGGAGGUGUUCAGCCAGAACCACAAGUGCCAUCAGCCAGAGGGCGCGCCCUUCGCCUUUCGCGGCCAGCAGCAGGAGGCCAUCGAGCUGAGCCACUUCUACAACAUCUAUGUCAGCAAUCAUCAGAUCUUCCAGCGCGACGCCUACCGGGUGCACUCAACCAACCAGGAUGUGCACAAUCUGGAGGAUCUGUUUGGCCAAUUCAACAGCAGCAGCGGCUGGACCCAGCAGGCCCACAAUCUUUGGCGCUGCAAUCGAAUGCUGCCGGCGCGUUUGCUCCGCCCGAUUUUUGCUCGCCCCACGCGUUUGCCCAGCAUGGGCGUGGCACUGGAGCGCUAUGUGGCCAUCGAUACUGCCCAGGCCCCGGCCUACACACUGCCGGAGACCGAGUGCCCCAAUGUGUACGUCCACCAGGCGGUGGGGACGCGGUUCAUCAUCCUGCGACCCACCAGUGAGUGCCGGCACCGCUGUCGCACCUUGUCCCUGCGACUGACCCAGUCCUUUGUGCUCAGUUACAAUUGGUUGUACUGGAAACCGAUCUCUGCGCCGGAUCCCAUCUCGGAAUCGCUGUCCAUCAGCCUGAUUGGCUCCUACUGCUAGAGGAUCCAGAUCCGAAUCGAGAUCCUUAUCCUGUUUACCCCUUCCCUCGCUCCUAGCUUUAAGCGUCAUAUAUAUAUACAUAUACACACACAGCCACGACUUUUACCAAGCCAAAAUUAAUUUACGAAUUUUGCCUUUUCCAUUGGAUAAGCAAGCAAAACAAAAAAUUAAGAAAGAAAGAAUGGAAAAAGAAGGUUGCUUAAAGCUGCCUUUCUUUUCAAUAUUUGAAGACCCUUAGGCCACCGGCUCAAUUCGUCGCCCUGUGUAAUCCUCAAACCCUAGAUCUUAAGCCUAUGUUUAGUUAAACAGUUAACAAGCUCCUGGCCGCUGCGCUUCAUCCUUGUGUUCGUCGUUUUAACCAUUUUGCAUUUAAAACUCUUGGCUCUAAGUUCUGUUCACACCAAACUAGCGAAGUAAACGGAAACAAAACGAAUUUGUAAAUAUCCAUUGCCAGACCUGAGUAUGACUUUGUGUUUUUGCAACGACUCACGAAAUAAAAGAUACCUAAUAUACACUA
Molecule: messenger RNA, 1920 nt
Organism: Drosophila ficusphila
Lineage: Eukaryota; Metazoa; Arthropoda; Insecta; Diptera; Drosophilidae
Source: RefSeq, a predicted model, not a curated record